GGUUUUAUAAAAAGUACCCCCUUUUUUUAUAAAACCGGUUUUAUCUGAAGUACCGGUUUUCUUUAAAUCGGUUUUUCGAUAAAUACCGGUUAUUCGACUGCUGUAUCGUACAUUCGAUAUAUCCUGCUUACGCCUGCCUAAAAGUAGCAAAAUAGCUGACGGAAGUUAAGACAUCGAGAGACUACCGUUGUUGCCACUGUACCUUGUUCUUUUUGUUUCAAAUUUUUUUGGAUUUUUGGACUGUCGACUUCGUUUUUCAACAUUGAUGAAGAUAGUGAUAGCCAGCACUCACUAACAUGUCCUACACGACCUUCACCUUCGCCAACACUUUCAAUAGUUUGUCCUCUGAGUCCUCCGAAAUCAAAUUCAUUGUUGUCACCAGUUACUAAAGCUAGUUCCAUUUCUUCAACAACUAUGCAAAAGAAGGCUGCAGGAAAGCAGCAAGGUACACUUGGUCUUUUUAAAGCUUUUUGAAACUAAAUCAGCUUCAAAGCUGUACAAGGCAGUGGUUUAUUUUAUCUGCACAUCAACCAUAAAAUCUUGUGGAAGACGAGUCUUUCAGACAGAUGCUGCGAUCCUUUAGAUCAGGAUAUGAUCAUUGUGGGAGGAAGACUUUAACAGAUAAUCACUUAGUCAAUCUAUAUAAUUCGACAAUAAAGUUUAUCCAGUGUACAGUUCAUGAUGCUGAUUCUGUCCCUUUCACUACUGACGCGUAGACAUCAAGUGCAUGUGAACCAUAUAUGGAUCUAACUGUUCAUUUGAUCAAGAGUGAAAACUGCACAGUUAUACUUUGUGCUUUUUUAGCACACCACGAAAGGAGAUCAUAUAUGCACUUACUCUUAGACGAGAAGCAAAUGCAUUUGUUGAAGACUUAUUCAGCUACACUGGAUCCAUUAGAGGAAUUGUCCUCUGCCAAGUCUAGAGAAGAUUACGUCACAGCAAGUGCCGUACUUCUAGUGGUGUAUUUCAUUGAAAAAAUAAUUAUUGAUGCAGAAUCUCGAAUUAAGGAAGCCGUAACAAGUAGUGAUAACACCACUGCAUCGGCAUCAAACAGUAGGUUUCAUUCUAUAGCAGAAACUGAACAGAUUGUUCAACCGGAUUGAGAAUUUUUGAAAAAUAUAAUGCGAAAACUAUACAAGAGAUAUUGCCCGAAUUUACUUAGCUCCGGUGAACUUGGUCUGAAAGUGAGGCAAAGCAGAAGUGAUGUUCAAACUGGUAGAAAAUGUCAUGAUCUCCUCAUCGAAUUCACUUUUCUGGAUCCAAGAUUUAAAAACGAUUUAAAGAAGAAGUACACCGUCUCUGUGAAAUCUCAGCUAAUUCUCGAUCUCGGCGAUGAAUUACCUGCUUAAAUUGCGACUGAGCAAUCUCCGCCAUCAAAAAAACAAAACGCAGGACUAGCUUCGGCCUUCACUAAAUUGUCCGGUAAUCGAGAGCAAACUGUAACUGAGACACUGGAUCAAAAAUUUCAAAAAUAACUCCUUCGAUAUAAAGCACAUCCACCCGUCUCUAUUGAUGACAAUUUCCUGAUUUGGUAGAAAAAGCGCUAUUCAUACCGAAAUUUGCGAGAAAGUAUUUAGCAAUAACGGCAAUCAGCACUCCAUCUGAACGCGUAUUUAGUGCCGGUGGGAGAGUUAUUAGUGAUCAGAGAACAUGUUUGACAGGAGAACAUGCUGAUGAAUUUAUUUUUUUAUCCAUGAACAAAAAUUUGUUUUAAUGCACAAAUAAUAAAAAAUUAAUUUUUCUAAAAAGUA
Messenger RNA from Leptopilina boulardi, 1751 nucleotides. RefSeq lists its product as uncharacterized. The transcript has 6 exons. NCBI's taxonomy places the organism in Eukaryota, Metazoa, Arthropoda, Insecta, Hymenoptera, Figitidae. The record is from RefSeq and is a predicted model, not a curated record. Bases 741 to 1103 code for a protein of 120 amino acids.